UGUCCCCCGUCUUCCAGUUCCUCCGCGCCAACACUGCUCUGCGUUACCCAGCUUCGUUUGGCUUUUUUUUGCAGACCAGUUUUGACACUUUGACUGGAAACUUUUAUCCAUAUAUAUGUAUAUAUAUAUAUAUAUACAUAUAUCUCUUUUUUUACCAACCACCCAUUAAUUUGAGCCAUCCUCCCAUUAACGCCGGUUUUGAUUUGUUUCUGCAAAUGCUGCUUUUAAAACUUUUUUCCCUGCUAACUGCACGUGGAUUCUGAAAUAUCCGGAACUUCUAUUUUUUUACUUAUUCCAUCUGGGAGAAAGCAUCUCUCUCUCCGGCGUGUUGCUAUGAUUGUAAACUAAGAGACGUGGACGCAUCGCCUGCAUCCUUUCUUUUGUCUUUGUUGCACCUCUGCCUUUAAUUACAUAACUGUCUCUGGGAUGUAAGAAGACACUCAAACAAUUGUAUUUUUUUUCUUUUUUUUCCACAAAGGAAUAAACCUUGUUUUUUUACCCGAGGGGAAAAGCAUGGCGACACUUAAAUUGAACAUGCGUUUUGUUUUGGUUUUAUUUGGAUUAUUUUUGCUCCCUUCUCCAUCUGCAAGAGCCGAGCCGGAGCAGCAGGACGAAGAGGAGGAGGAGAGUUCAUGUCAGGGCGCUUUUGACCUAUAUUUUGUGCUCGAUAAGUCUGGCAGUGUGAAGAAUCACUGGGAGGAAAUCUACUACUUUGUGGAGAAUCUAGCUGAGAAAUUCAAAAGUCCCAUGCUGAGGAUGUCCUUCAUAACAUUCUCCUCCAGAGCGUCCACCAUCAUGAAACUGACGGAAAACAGAGGGGACAUCAGAAAGGGGCUGAAUGCUCUGAAAAAUGAGAUUCCUGGUGGAGACACAUUCAUGCACCUUGGACUGCACAGGGCAAACGAGCAGAUCCACCAGGAGAACUUUGGCACGGCUAGCGUGAUUAUCGCGCUGACAGACGGAGAGCUGCAGGAACAUCAGCUCAUUACUGCGCAGCAAGAGGCGGAGAGAGCCAGGUCUCUUGGAGCUAUUGUGUACUGCGUCGGGGUCAAAGACUUCAACGAGACGCAGCUGGCCACUAUUGCGGACACCAUCGAGCACGUGUUUCCUGUGCUGGGCGGCUUCCACUCACUCCGGGGAGUCAUCGAUUCGAUCAUCAAGAAGUCCUGCAUUGAGAUUUUGGCAGCUGAGCCGUCCAGCGUGUGUGCCGGAGAGUCUUUCCAAGUGGUGGUGAGAGGAAACGGCUUCCUCCACGCCAGGAACAUCAACCAGGUGCUCUGCAGCUUCAAAAUCAACGACACCGUUACAGUCAAUGAAAAGCCGGCUAGUGUAGAAGACACAUUCCUGCUGUGUCCGGCUCCCGUCAUCGAUGAAGUUGGGAAGGUGAUUUAUCUCCAAGUGAGCAUGAACGACGGUCUGUCCUUCAUCAGCAGCAACGUGCACGUCACCACCACAGAGUGUUUCGACGGCACCAUCCUCCUGAUCACGCUGCUGGUGUUGUUCCUGCUGCUGGCCCUGCUCUUCAUGUGGUGGUUCUGGCCUCUCUGCUGCACAGUGGUGAUCAAAGAACCGCCUCCUCCACCUCCUCCUGAGCCUGAGAGUUCAGAUGAUGAAGACGGCCUGCCCAAGAAGAAAUGGCCCACUGUGGAUGCCUCUUAUUACGGAGGAAGAGGAAUCGGAGGAAUCAAGAGGAUGGAGGUGCGUUGGGGAGGGAAGGGCUCGACCGAGGAGGGGGCUAAGCUGGAGAAGCCGAAGAACGCCGUGGUGAAAAUGCCGGAGCAGGAGUACGAGCCCUUCGAGCCCAAACCCAAGAAACCUCACAACAAGAAGGCGCCUCAGGACCGGAAGUGGUACACACCUAUCCGGGGUAAACUGGAUGCUAUCUGGGCUCUGUUUCGCCGCGGGUACGACCAGGUCUCCCUGAUGAGACCCCAGCCCGGGGAUCAUGUGAGUAGCUCAGCGGUAUUUCAUUUCAUCAAAUGCUUUUACACACACACACACACUCGCAUUCACUUCCUCUGUUCCUUCACGUUCUGCUUCAAGUUCAUCCCUCCUGCAGUGUUUUAUACCUCUGAUGACCCAUAUUUUUCCCCUUUCUUUCCUUUCUUUUUUCUUGAGUUUGUUGGGUAAAUUAAAUAAAAAAUAUAUUUCUUAUCUUUUGGCUCAUAAUAAGGGAGAUGCCCGGACUCAUAUUUCAAUCUAUGGUGCUAAGCUACUUAGCUGUUUUUUUUUAUGUAACCUGAAAACAAUGAUUGAAAGUAACGGUGGGUGAGGUCACUACUUUAAGUGCUAAUAAUCCAUCCUUGGGUAAAAAAGUUUAUCUUAGAUGGAUAAAAAUAAAAAAAAACAGCAUUAUGUUCCAAACUCGCUUAGUUUUAAAAGUCUUCUAGUGUAUCUACGGUCUCAAAAUGCUCCAGUCAUCUGAACCCUUUAUUCAUCCCGUUCCCUCUUCCUCCAUCUGUCUCGCUAACACCUCAGCUGGCUCGUCUCCAUCCCGUUGAGCCGACGCGCCUGCUUCACAUUAGACGCCAUAAAUCGGAUAAAAAAGCAGAACCACAGCUCGCAACCAGGCACAUCCUUGUAGCUCAAUGGGAGUGUUUUCUGACGGGUUCGUGCCUAUGAGAUGGUCAAAAAUCCCCCCCAUCUCCUCAUAUCAGCCACAUGGGUUAGUUUUAAUGCCUGUAGCCUCUGUGUUAAAAAACUCCCCAGAUAAGAGUUUGGUUUGAAUGUGGAGACAAGACGGGAGGUCACUGAGUGCACACAGCUCUCUAGGGAUGUUUAAAUCCCUCUGACACAUUCAGAAAAGACAGUUCAUGUUUUAAUGUGUUCUGGAGAUUCUUUAUAAUUUCCAACUUCACUGGUUUUGAUGGGCACUUUGUAAUUCAGUGGUACAUAUAAAUGAGGAGUAUAAAUUCGGCUGCUUGGUUUGUAGACGCGCUAGCGGCGUGUUUAUUUAGCAAAUGAUGCUAAAGCCUAAUCUGCAUGGUCUGCAUGGUUCGGCAUGGUUCGGCACGGCUCUACUCAACUCGCUUGGAAUCGUUGUUUUUGGGGUUUUCUAUGAGCAAAAGUUGUGGAUAGAACCCGGUACUUCUUUGGUACCACCUUUGGUCAAAGUUCCAAGCGAGCGGAGCCACUACGAGAAGACGGAGUUGAAACGCUCUGACCACGGAUUCGUCAGAGAGGAUCGUCAUCAGCAGCCGCAAGUGUUUUUUAUUCGAUUUAUUUUUAAAUGGCAGCCCUUAAAACUACGGUUUAAGGGCUGCCACUCCUGUUUGGUCGCUGUUUAAAGGAUCCAUCGAGUGUUGUUUAGGAUGAUUUCACCUCAGUAUGGCGGCUGGCUAACAAUCCCGCCUACAGGUAACCAUCUAGCGUGGAAAAGACAUUUUAAAAAGAGCCGGUAACUAAAGGGAGUUGAAUCGAGCUGAAAUGAGGCAUAACGCACUAAAAUUAGAUCGUGAACAGGGUUAACUUUAUGCCUGUUAAACAUCAGCAUGUUGGCAUUAUCAAUGUGGGCAUGUUAGCAUGCUGACUUUAGCCUCGCAGAGCUGCUAGCGUGGCUGUAGACUCAGUCUGCAAUAACGCGGUUCUCACUUCUUCAUCCGCUCCUCUUCUCUUCCUCCCGUUUUCACUCUUUCCUGCCCUUCCCCAAUCUGUUCUUCACCUUUUCUCUCCCUGCUCUCCACAGCCGUCUCUCCCGCUGAUCAGGCCCCGUCCCCAGCACAAGUUAAAAUCGUGCCUUGUUAGCAGAAGAUUUCCAGUGAUUUCUUUUUUUUUCUUUUAUUAUUAUUUUAUGGGAAUUCCACAUUUAAGAGUGUUUUCUUCGCACUGAAACGGGAACAGAGACAGAAUUUGCUUUUAGCUUUCUUUGAAACAAAUGAGAUAGAAAACAAUGACCGUUACAGCUCACGAUUACAUCUUCACCAAAGCAGAUUGGCAGUCAGAUAAAAAGAGAUUUGGGAUUGGAUUUUCUUAGUCAACAAAAUGUUCUCUUAUCCAGAGAAGCUUUUAGGGAUGUCUGCAUGUGUAAGCUCUGCAUGACGCAACGCUUACUCUCUUUCCACUCAAAUGAUGUCGCCUCCUCAAGUCAUUUGCGGUUUCUAACGAUGCGGUAGAAACAUCUCCCAGGCCAGCAGGCUGGCUCACUUCCAGGUACUGUAAUGUUUUAUUUCAAGGCCAAAGUGGAGUGGAAACAAGCAUGGGACCCUUUUUGUGUUACCUUUGGUGUUAAAUUACCUGCCGCGGUCCCACCCUGUAACGGACCUUUUAGAGCAAAGUCUCACACUCCAAAGCUGGCAGACCUUCAAAUGCAGUGGCGGGCCGUCAGUGCCUGCAAGGCCUUCUCUGCUGGCCUAAACAGAAU
Messenger RNA from Anarrhichthys ocellatus (wolf-eel), 4360 nucleotides. RefSeq names its product ANTXR cell adhesion molecule 1c (gene antxr1c). Lineage: Eukaryota; Metazoa; Chordata; Actinopteri; Perciformes; Anarhichadidae. The coding region runs from base 514 to 2130 and encodes 538 amino acids. The transcript has 17 exons. Gene Ontology annotation, molecular function: transmembrane signaling receptor activity. The record is from RefSeq and is a predicted model, not a curated record. Gene Ontology annotation, cellular component: cell surface; plasma membrane.